This is a messenger RNA of Harpegnathos saltator (Jerdon's jumping ant), 963 nucleotides long. RefSeq lists its product as uncharacterized. NCBI's taxonomy places the organism in Eukaryota, Metazoa, Arthropoda, Insecta, Hymenoptera, Formicidae. The record is from RefSeq and is a predicted model, not a curated record. Gene Ontology annotation, biological process: DNA integration. The transcript has a single exon. Gene Ontology annotation, molecular function: nucleic acid binding. The coding region runs from base 1 to 963 and encodes 320 amino acids.
AUGGCGGACCUCCCACGUGUCCGAGUCUCAGCUCCGGCUCGCUGUUUCGCACAUUGCGGCGUCGAUUAUGCCGGGCCAGUUCUCGUGCGUGCCUCUGCAGGACGAGGUAUAGCGACGCGGAAGGCGUACAUCGCUCUAUUCAUAUGUUUAGCCUCUCGCGCCGUGCACCUGGAGCUCGUACGCGAUUACUCGACUCGGGCAUUUUUGAAAGCGUUUUCUCGGUUCGCCGCUCGUCGGGGAAUACCCAACACCGUUUACUCGGAUAACGGCACCAAUUUCGUCGGAGCCGAUCGUGAGCUGACCGUGGCCUAUCGGGCAGCGCUCCGCGACCCGAACUUUCUAAGUUCCACCGCGCUCGACGGAGUCAACUGGAGAUUCAUCCCUCCAGCCGCGCCACAUUUCGGGGGGUUGUGGGAGGCCGGCAUUAAGAGCGUCAAGCACCACGUGCGUCGCGUACUGCGGAGCUACACUCUGACCUUCGAGGAGUACGCUACUCUGCUCUGUCAGAUUGAGGCGUGUCUUAACUCAAGACCGAUCGCGCCGAUUUCCGACUCGCUCGAUGACUACGAGCCGCUCACGCCCGGUCAUCUGCUCGUCGGGUCCGACCUCGGUCUGCCUCCGUCGCCGUCGACUCUCCACAUAUCGGAGAACCGGUUGACCCGGUGGCAACUCGUGCGGCAGCUGACCGAGCGUUUUUGGCGGGUGUGGUAUCACGACUAUGUGAACACUCUACAACAACGAGGAAAAUGGAGGAAGGUGCAGCCGUCUAUCCAGGUCGGAAAAAUGGUCUUGAUCCGCAAUACCACCUUGCCGCCGUGCAAGUGGGAGUUGGGGCGAGUGACGCAGUGUCACCCCGGUCCCGACGGGCUCACUCGGGUGGUUACCGUCCGCACCGCCAACUCCACCCUUCAAAGGCCUAUCGUAAAGAUUUGCCUGCUGCCGGUCCACUGCGAGACCGAGUAG